This is a messenger RNA of Angiostrongylus costaricensis, 462 nucleotides long. NCBI's taxonomy places the organism in Eukaryota, Metazoa, Nematoda, Chromadorea, Rhabditida, Metastrongylidae. The record is from the annotation of a GenBank genome assembly.
CAAUAUGUGAAUCAUUUCUCAAUGCAGUAUACUACCACUGAUAAAUCUGCUGUACCCGUCAUAUCCCUUGCUAUCGACCAACCUGUGACUAUCGUGGGUGGGGAUGGCAAAGAGUACAAGGUAGUUCUACAGGCGGUUGAAGAAAAACCCGAUCGAAAGAGGAAAUUGCUCAACACCUCGUACACACCAAAGCCAAAACGAGCACCUGGACUUACCCUGGCAAAUAUGAGCAUUGAAGAAAUUAACAAAAGAAAAAGAGAGCAGAACAGAAUCGCUGCCCAGAGAUAUCGUCAGAAACAAAAAUGUUCCAAGGAUGCUGAUAAAGAAGUGAGCCUUAAAUGUUUUGGUGAACAUCCCCACCACACCAGUUUUCUUAUUACUAAUGCUUGUUCCCUACACUUUACAAUUUGCAAGGAACUGUUUCGACCUAGAGGUGAUUCUUCACGCGAUACUUGGACUUAG